Messenger RNA from Cheilinus undulatus (humphead wrasse), 2279 nucleotides. RefSeq names its product leucine rich repeat containing 31 (gene lrrc31). The record is from RefSeq and is a predicted model, not a curated record. NCBI's taxonomy places the organism in Eukaryota, Metazoa, Chordata, Actinopteri, Labriformes, Labridae. The transcript has 10 exons. The coding region runs from base 232 to 1971 and encodes 579 amino acids. Gene Ontology annotation, molecular function: protein binding.
ACGUGCAGACAGGAGAUAAGUCAGAGCUAGUAGUGGAGUUGGAGUUAAGAUUUGUGAAGCUGAAGACAUGAAUUAGUUCUUUGAGUGGAUUUUUGUUAAAUCUGUCGAUGCUCGCAGAGCUCAGAGUGGCCGUGAUAGCAUCACAGUGAAAACUGACUGAAACGGCCAUUCAUGAUUUGAUCUUGUUUUUUAACUUCUCAUCUUGUUUAGCUCAACUUUACAGCCUCAGUCAUGGAGUCUGCAGAUGGCCAGCGGGGACGGGACGGCGGUAGUCUGAGGCGUUCACCUCUGGAUGUCCUUAUGAGUCAGAUUCGCAGGAAACGCUCGGCCACAGACAGGAAGCCACUUGGACGCUUCCUGUCCUGGUCCUCUGAUCGGACCGGUAUCUCUGAGGAUGCAGAGACAGAGGGACGGGAGGAGAGAGGACAGAGGGAAGGUGUGUCUGAUGGCUCAGAGAGCAGCUGUAACAUGGGCUGGGGUCGAGUCUGUGUUUUCCUGCAGAGGCUGGGGAAGAAAGCAGACAGUCGAAGCCUCAGCCUUGCUCACUGUGACCUCACUGCUACAGACCUGCUGGAGCUAGCCACACUGCUUCAGUUUCUCCCUCAGCUCGAGGAGCUGGAUGUCUCCUGGAACGAGCUGAUUGGUGGAUGUCUGAGAGCGCUGACCUCUCACCUCCAGCACGUGGGCGGGGUCAGGGUGUUAAAGCUCUGCAGCAGUAGGUUGAAUACUGAUGACAUCACCGCUCUAGGGGAAGCUCUCGGCUGCCUGCCUCUCUUGGAGAUCCUGGAUUUGUCCUGGAACAGUGGUAUUGGAGGUGGUACUUUGCAAGGCCUGCUGGGUAAUCUUCAACCGUCACUGAGGGAGCUCCACCUGGUGUCCUGCCAGCUUAAUGCAGCUGAUGCUGUUGCACUAGGAGGACUGGUCUCCUCUCUCCCCUCACUCUGCAUGUUGGACGUCUCCUGUAAUCCUCACCUCUCACAGGAAGUCAACUGCGGCUUCAUGGAGCUCGCCUCCUCUCUAUCUCAUGCCUCCUGUCUUACAACACUCCGACUGCAGGCCUGUGGUCUGACGGCUGACAGCCUCGAAGCUCUCGCUGGUUCACUCCACUGCCUCCUCUCAGUACGAGAGUUGGAUUUAUCCUGUAACAAAGGUCUUUCUGGAGGACUGAACCACCUUACCCCACACCUGGCUCACCUCACUCACCUGGAGAGCCUCAACCUGCACCUCUGCUGCCUUACACGUGACGACCUGGACGCUCUGAUCCAGGUGCUUCCCUCUUUGACGGCGCUGACGGAGCUCAAUGUAUCGUCCAAUAAGGAAGUAGGAGGCGUGGUCCAUCAAUUGGUCUCUGCUCUCCCUCUUACACAGAUGAGGCAUAUUCCACUUAACAGCUGUGGCCUGAACAAGGAGUCCUUCACUGCCUUUGCCUUGGCCGUGCCAUAUCUUCACAGCGUGGAUGUUUCAUGGUGUAAAGUGGUCGGUGGUCAUUUAGCUCUGCUCCUAGAUGCUCUGCAGCCAUCAGUUGUCCUGGAGCUGCGACUUAGCAGCUGUGAACUCACCACAGACGACCUCUAUCACCUCGCUGCAGCAUGCCAACGCGGCUCCCUGUCCUCUCUACGUCUGUUGGAUCUCUCCUAUAACGGCUCUACUGGUGACGAAGGCUGGUCCACUCUGUUUGCAGCUGGAGGUCUGAGCUCUCUGGAGGAAGUCGACCUGAGCCUGCGACCUUCGACCUUGGCUCCGAGCUCAGCCUGGCUGCCAGCGCUGCUCUGCGCUCUCCCUCGUCUUCCUGCACUGACUCGCCUGGGUCUGCAACGGUGGACAAUGACCUCUCAGGAGAGACAACAGCUGAACCACAGCCUGAGGAAGAGGAGCGUCCUGCUGGACUGGGACCCACAAAGUCAGGAUAUGAUGUCAUCGUUUAAGGCGUCCAAUCAGGAGAAUCUAGAGGAGAGUCAGCCAGAGGAGUAGGAAAUCUAGAUCCUGGAUUAAAUCUGAUUUUAUAAGGCACUAACAAAUGAAGAAGCACUCUUUACUGCACUCUGAGAUUCAAACAGAAAAAGAGACUGAGAGAUAAACAGAUGUUUUUGUGAUUUUGAAAACUUGAAGGAUGAUAAAGCACUGGGCAUUGGGCGUGAGGUGGGGUACACCGUGGACUGGUCGAAAAUAAUAUUUUGAUUUACAAAAUUUAACAUUUUCAUGAACUGCACCAUCACAUUAUGACAUACAGAAUACUAAUGUAAAUACAAAAGGGAAAUAUUUGUUUCUUCUAGAUAAAU